This is a messenger RNA of Macadamia integrifolia, 1019 nucleotides long. Its product is annotated as wound-induced protein 1-like. NCBI's taxonomy places the organism in Eukaryota, Viridiplantae, Streptophyta, Magnoliopsida, Proteales, Proteaceae. The record is from RefSeq and is a predicted model, not a curated record. The transcript has a single exon. Bases 315 to 644 code for a protein of 109 amino acids.
UUAUUACUUCACUUUCCCUUCCCUCGCUCCCCAGUUCUUCCCUCGAAGCCAUCUUUGCUGUCUCUCUCUGUCUCUACCUUUUGAGAACUCGUUUUUUUUUUUAAGCUUUCAAGGGUUGUCCAUAGGCAAGUGUGCCUCUGCUCGAACUGGCUAACUCAGGAGAAAUUCUGGAGGAAGAAGGGUCUGAUUCCAGUAGUAUAGGGGUGGUUCAAGCCCUAUAUGAAGCCUUAAACGCAAGAGACGUUGAGACGGUUCACCGCCUGUUGGCGUCGGACAUAGAGUGGUGGUUCCAUGGUCCACCUUCUCACCAGCAUAUGAUGCGAUUGCUCACUGGUGUCUCUCCAGACAACCUUUUCGUUUUCCGGCCUAUCACCUUCACUGCUAUUGCUUCUACUAUCCUCGUUGAAGGCACCGAUCAGAAUCAUUCGGUCUCGUGGAUUCACGCUUGGACGGUCAAUUCUGAUGGGAUAAUCACCCAAGUCAGAGAGUAUUUCAAUACUUCCCUUACUGUGACUCGCUUUAUUGAAAAUUCAAACCAAUCGUCACCAUCUUCCCCUGUUUCUUCAUCGUCGUCGUUUAAGUGUCAGCAGCUGUGGCAGAGCAAGCUCCCUAAGGACGUUCCUGGUCUUGUUCUGGCGAUCUAAUUGCAAAUUUCUCAAGCAAAUCGGUGGUUCCUGAGUUCCAAUAAAGGGGAAAGUCCUUCUUACUUGUCAGUGUUUGAUGGGCUGAAGUACCCAUUUGGAUUUGGUUAUAGAAAUUGUGGUAGUGAUGUAGGGUGUGUCGAUUAGUCGGUCGGUCUCUGUCGAGUGUGGUGUGGUUUUGAUUUGUCUUCAAUUAGGGUCUUUUGUGUCUGUGUUUGUGGGGAUUUGAUUUGGUUUGAUUUUAUUCUGUAAAAGGGAAAUGGGCAGGAAGCAAUGCUUGCAUUUGCAGAGCCCUUCUUCCCAUUCCCAUGUCUCUGUUAUUGUAUGGCGUUGUCUUCUUCGUCAUCUUCAUCAAAUAAAAGGAGUUUGCCUUAUAAA